AUGGGGAAAUUGCCGGAAGAGAAAUACAAGGGGGAUCAUCACGUAGAUCCGGAGGGAAAUAAAGUUAGCGUUUCGAAGAAAUCACGAUGUAGAAAAUUCUGCUGCCGUUUCUUUGCUGUUACUUUUGGACUCCUUACGACUUAUAUUUCAACGAUUCUGAUCGUUUACAAACGGGUUCAAAAAAGAAUCGCUAUUGACACGCUGGACCUUCCAACUCAAGGAGGCUCGGAUAAUUACUGCGACUCAUUCUACGUCGAGCCAUCCUCCUCAGUUGGCCCGUAUCUUUAUGACAAUACGUUUGAUAUUUCGUCACCGAUCGAUUGGUCAGAUUCAGGCGGAGAAAAUGCUCUUAAUAAGUUCAGAGCCAUCGGAACUCACAAUUCCUACCACCGACAACAGUAUCCAGGUUCCCCAACGUACUGGGCGAACUGGUGGGCUCGGGCGAUCCCAGACUGGAGUUAUGAACACCCACCUUUGACCCAGCAAUUUUCGAUGGGCUGGCGAACGCUUGAACUUGACUUUCACAUGCGAAAGAAGGCCUCGCUCAUUUAUCACAUUCAAAUGUGGGAUCAGCUGACUAACGAGUGCACAUGCGCCGCAUCAUGCUUUAAAUUGAUCAACGAUUGGUCGGAGGCGAACGCGGGUCACUUCCCCUUGUUCAUCAUGCUUGAGCCGAAAUUAUUGGGAUUUCUUGAAGACUCUGAAGCGAUGAGGGAAGAAAUAACGCUCGAAAAACUGCUGCUCUUCGAACAAUUGGCGAUUCAGAGCUUUGGAAACAAGAUCGUCACUCCAGACGCCCUCCGGAACGGAAAAGAGUCAGUUCUCGCUUCGAUUCAAGAAAGUGGCUGGCCAAGUGUUGAGAAUUUCUACGGAAAGAUUUUCUUUAUCAUUUGGAAGGAGAUUGACAACGAAUUGAUCCAGCUGUACAUUGAAAACACGAAUGGCUUGGAAGGCCGAGCAUUUUUCCCGUACCAAUAUUUUGGGAACAGAUACGAAGGCGGUGGAAUCACUCCAUUCCUGAAUAUGGAUGGGCCGCAAUCCGAAACCAUUGAUGCUCGGAAAGAGGGCUUUAUCACUAGAGUGCGAAUGAAUACAGUGCCCGGUUUGUCCCCAGAUGACACUGGUGAAAGCGACGGUCGUUAUGAAGACUCAGUUAAUCAGGGCGGUAAUAUCAUCUCAUUCGACCAAAGAUACGACUACUGCUGGGAACUGCUCAAGAAUGACGAACGAUGCGAAGUGUUCACGCCAGCUGGUGAUAAAAAUGCAAAAGUCUGCAAGUGGACUUAUAAUUCUGAUCAAUAA
This is a messenger RNA of Oikopleura dioica, 1302 nucleotides long. The record is from the annotation of a GenBank genome assembly. NCBI's taxonomy places the organism in Eukaryota, Metazoa, Chordata, Appendicularia, Copelata, Oikopleuridae.